AUGAUGUUUCAAGCUGCAGUUCCUUUUCCACAAUCUUCAAGCUUAUGUGUACUUGAGCUUCCUAUAACUUCUUAUCUUGGUCUUUCGAUAACAUGCCAUAAGCUGUUCACUGUUACUAUCAAUUUUUUUGAAGGCAGCUCGGUGAUUGUUCUUUUGAGCUGCAAACUGCCACACUAAUUUUCUUCUGCGCCGAUGUGAUCUUAAUGACUUUUUUCUUUCAUUUUUGCAUGAGAACUGAUUUGAAAGCUUGCAGAGACUUUGCUUCGAGGUUGCAAGGUUCAUGCAGCGGGAUUACUUUUCCUCCGCCCACCCGCCGAUGGCAGCCGAGGAGCUUCGGGGAAGAACGCCCACAGUACGCAUCUACUUAUAGCAGUGGCACCACCGACCACCCACGCGUUCUCACGUGAUGCUAAAAUGACGGUUGACUUUCCCCGAGCUGGCGUACAUUUAGCUGUACUUGGAACAGCGUCACCGGCCGAUGUCGCCGCACCGACGCGUUAGGGUUAUUUUACUUGAAGUGAAAGGACAUCCUUACCCCCAUCUGACACGGUUCCGUUUGGCGCCUCAUUGGGCAGAAGAACUCUUACCAUCAUAAGGGCAGUUCGGGUAGAGUUCCCGUCUCUCGUGAGCCCCACCUCUGCCGUCCUCCCUCAAGAGAUGCCUUUUAAGAUGGCGCGAGAGCAUGCGACUCGGAUGGCGGAGCGCAGUGGCGAGCAGCGAGAAUUGACCGGGCAAUUGGGAACUAGUUUGGAUCGUCUGCUUCAAUGGCGUCGCCAAUCCCCUGCUUCCUCCUCCUCUUCCUUUUCCUCUUCUCAGGUAGUGAGGCGCUCACGGUGGGUGUCAACUACGGGCAGAUCGCCAACGAUCUGCCGUCUCCCACCCGCGUCGCCGGCCUGCUUCGUUCCCUCAACAUCAGCAGAGUAAAGCUCUAUGACGCUGACCGGAACGUUCUUACUGCCUUCCACGAUACUGAUGCGGCGUUUGUGAUAGGAAUCGGCAACGAGAAUGUGUCGACGAUGACUGACCCAGGCAAAGCCCUGGCAUGGCUGCAACUCCACGUCCUGCCUUACCUUCCUUACACCAACAUCACCUGCGUUACCGUCGGGAACGAGGUGUUCAAAGGCAACGACACCCUGCUCAUGUCGAAUCUUCUCCCGGCGAUGCAGUCGGUCCACCAAGCUCUGGUCUCCCUCGGCCUUGAUAAGAAGGUGACCGUCGCCAGUGCUCAUUCCAUCGACAUGUUGGCCAGCUCCUACCCUCCUUCCGCCGGCUCCUUCCGCCAGGAUCUCGCUGCGUACAUCCAACCCAUCCUCGGCUUCCACUCCAUCACCAACUCGCCCUUCCUCGUCAAUGCCUACCCCUUCUUCGCCUACAAGGAAAGCCCGAGCACGAUCUCGCUGGACUACGUCCUGUUCGAGCCCAACUCGGGAGUCACCGAUCCCAACACCAACCUCAACUACGACAACAUGCUGUAUGCUCAGAUCGAUGCGGUUUAUUCCGCCAUGAGAGCGUGGGGGCACACCGACAUCGAGGUCAGGAUUUCCGAGACCGGGUGGCCGUCCAGGGGCGACGACGAUGAGGUCGGAGCGACGCCGGAAAACGCCGCCAAGUACAAUGGGAAUUUGCUGCAGAGGAUAGAGAUGAAUCAAGGCACUCCUCUGAAGCCUUCGGUUCCUGUGAAUGUCUACGUCUUCGCACUGUUCAAUGAGAAUUUGAAGCCCGGACCGACCUCGGAGAGGAAUUAUGGCCUCUUUUAUCCCGACGGCACGCCUGUUUACAACGUUGGCUUGCGCGGCCAUCUUCCGUCCAUCGUCUUCUCUUCCAGCUCGCUGAUGAUGCCCGCUUUGAGCAUUGUGAUACUCGCGGUGGCAGCUUCGAUCUUAACCUGAAACCCACUUCUGCAACUGACGGGCGAAGUGGAUGUGGAGAUGGUGGUCGAGCAUCUCGCCAUCCACUGAAUCCACCGAACUGAUGAUGCAAGGUUCAGAAUCCCUUCCACGCUGCAUUUGUCUGUGUUCAGCCGUUCCGAGCGAUAACAGUAGCCACAAUUUACUGGGAAGAAGGAGAAUUCCAACCAAGAUUCUUUUUCGGCAUCAACAACAACAACAAAAAGAACAUAUAGAAUCUGUUGCUCUUUUGUUCUGAUAAGAAUAAGAACAGCAUGUUGAAUCAAGCUCUGCAAGAAAGACUACCCAGUGACUGAGCUCAAUUUGCUUGUUGAUUCAUGUCAAUUUGGAUUGUCUUGUGUGAUAGAACUGAACAGGACCUACUGAGAUGAUCAACUAUUGCAGUGGACAA
Messenger RNA from Musa acuminata AAA Group (dessert banana), 2298 nucleotides. Its product is annotated as glucan endo-1,3-beta-glucosidase 14-like. The record is from RefSeq and is a predicted model, not a curated record. Gene Ontology annotation, molecular function: hydrolase activity, hydrolyzing O-glycosyl compounds. The transcript is spliced from 5 exons. NCBI's taxonomy places the organism in Eukaryota, Viridiplantae, Streptophyta, Magnoliopsida, Zingiberales, Musaceae. The coding region runs from base 765 to 1889 and encodes 374 amino acids. Gene Ontology annotation, cellular component: plasma membrane. Gene Ontology annotation, biological process: carbohydrate metabolic process.